AAUCUCAAAAAUGAAACACCCACUAGAUGUCGUUGUACCAACGCUUCAUCAAACGUUAUUUAAACGUACCGGUUAAUUUUUAUUAUCCAUAUCAUUUCCGCACAAAAUAAACCAUGAAACUAGUGCGAUUCUUAAUGAAAUUGAGCCAUGAAACUGUGACGAUGGAGUUAAAAAAUGGUACUCAAGUGCAUGGUACUAUAACGGGGGUGGAUGUUGCAAUGAACACUCAUUUAAAAGCGGUGAAAGUUACGAUGAAGAAUCGAGCACCGAUUAAUUUGGAUACAUUGACUGUACGCGGGAAUAAUAUUCGUUAUUACGUACUCCCUGACAGUUUACCUUUGGAAACUUUGUUAAUUGAUGAUACACCAAAAGCUAAAGCUAAAAAGAAAGAAUCGGCGCGUGGUGCUACUCGUGGUCGUGGUAGAGGAAGCCGAGGGCGUGGUGGACCUAGGGGACGUGGUAGAGGUCGUGCAAGGCGUUAAAAACUAAAUUAAUAAGAUAUUUUAAUUAAGAUAGAUCUUAAGUAUAUUUGAUAUGAAAAUAAAAAAUAACUUCAUAAAAAGUUGUAAUAAUCU
Molecule: messenger RNA, 575 nt
Organism: Onthophagus taurus
Lineage: Eukaryota; Metazoa; Arthropoda; Insecta; Coleoptera; Scarabaeidae
Gene: SmD1
Product: Small ribonucleoprotein particle protein SmD1
Biological process (GO): RNA processing; spliceosomal snRNP assembly
Molecular function (GO): RNA binding
Source: RefSeq, a predicted model, not a curated record